AGGAAGUAAAGGCCUUACCCAAUAUGCUUUCAAAGUUCGACGGUUCAAAUGCAAAGUAACCAUAGAAGAAGAUCUUCGUCCCCAGAGAAACCGAAAAGCGAAAUAGAAGAUCGAAAACCAAAAUCGAAGGCGAAAUAGAAAUAGAAAUUUUAUAGAGAAAGGGAAGCAAGUAGCUUCCAACACUUAGCAGCAUUUUCCUUUUUGAAUACUGUAAUUGACCCAGGGUUACUGACUGUAAUACUGAACCAAUCCCUAUCGUUGGAUCUACCUAAGAACUCAACGCGUUGUAAAGCAAAAGUUAAGAAACUACAGCGAGGGAUCCGAAUUUGAACGAAGAAGAUUCAAAAUGACGGAUCCGAAUCUGGAUCUGCAAGAAUCGGGUUGGGAGGAACUGAGGAGAGAGGCUCGAAAGAUCGAGGGUGAUCUCGAUGUUAAGCUCUCUUCUUAUGCUAAGCUCGGUGCCAGGUUCACCCAAGGAGCUUAUCUAGAUACUGGAUCGCCAACGGUUGGGUCAAGUAGGUCAUGGAAGUCUAUGGAAAUGGAAAUUCAAUCAUCGCUUGAGAAGCUGCUGGACAUAAAUGAUUCCAUGAGUAGAUGUGCUGCAUCUGCUGCUUCAACUACUUCGGUGACCCAGAAGCUUGCAAGGCAUAAAGACAUACUACAUGAAUUUACUCAGGAGUUCAGAAGAAUCAAGGGAAACAUAAACUCAAUGAGGGAACAUGCAGAGCUUCUGAGUUCGGUCAGAGAUGAUAUUAAUGAGUAUAAGACAUCUGGGAGUAUGUCACCAAGAAUGCAAUUACUCAGAGAAAGAGCUGCCAUCCACGGAAGCAUUGCUCAUAUAGAUGAUGUGAUUAAUCAAGCUCAAACGACAAGAGCAGUGUUGGGCUCUCAAAGAGCUUUGUUCGGAGAUGUUCAAGGGAAAGUAAAAGUUCUAGGUGACAAGUUCCCUGUUAUCCGUGGUUUGCUCGGUUCCAUCGGAAGGAGGCGUUCGAGGGACACUCUUAUUCUGUCAGCAGUAAUAGCUGCUUGUACGUUGUUUCUUAUCGUGUAUUGGCUAUCAAAGUAGCGAGAUUUAUAGUAAUAAUACAAAAAUGUUAAAAGCUACUGUGUUCUGCCAAGAGAUUUUUGGUUUAUAAUUUGAUAGAACAGAUCACAUUCUGUGUUAAGUUUGUGGUUUUGGUAGCUUCUGUUUGGCGCCAUUACAUGGAAAAAAUCUCAUUUGUUUGAUGUGCAAAUCUGUUACAUUGCUCCAAUUCAGAGGCUUGGUGUAGUGAAGGAGUGGUGGGUAGCUUGUGGUGCUCC
Hibiscus syriacus is the source of this 1302-nucleotide messenger RNA. RefSeq names its product Golgi SNAP receptor complex member 1-2-like. Gene Ontology annotation, cellular component: SNARE complex; Golgi membrane; Golgi medial cisterna. Gene Ontology annotation, molecular function: SNAP receptor activity. The transcript has 6 exons. Gene Ontology annotation, biological process: vesicle fusion; endoplasmic reticulum to Golgi vesicle-mediated transport. Bases 347 to 1066 code for a protein of 239 amino acids. NCBI's taxonomy places the organism in Eukaryota, Viridiplantae, Streptophyta, Magnoliopsida, Malvales, Malvaceae. The record is from RefSeq and is a predicted model, not a curated record.